Messenger RNA from Cantharellus anzutake, 1254 nucleotides. RefSeq lists its product as uncharacterized. The coding region runs from base 1 to 1254 and encodes 417 amino acids. NCBI's taxonomy places the organism in Eukaryota, Fungi, Basidiomycota, Agaricomycetes, Cantharellales, Hydnaceae. The transcript is spliced from 2 exons. The record is from RefSeq and is a predicted model, not a curated record.
AUGGACAACUCGCAGGAUGUUAGAAUGUACCUAGGUGGAAGUAAUGUUCCAGACAACGAGGUUAGUGAUGAUGAAAGUGACGGACCAAUCAUCAAUCGCACCUUGCUUGCUGUCUCUCAAAUCACAAACAUCCCAACCCACAAUCUCCACGCAUCACCACAAUCUUCCGGCACUGGGUGUACAAUGUUCAGCACCGAGAAUACCACCAUCAGCCCCAAUGAGACUCUUACCUUUCCCCCAGCUCAUGCCCGAGCAAAGAAGCAUGCCAUCAAUGACCUAGAACAUAUUAUGUCAUUUUCUUCAUCCACAAAUUCCAUUGUGUCCUCCUCACCUCUCCGUUCAACAUUCAAACUUCCUGAACAUGCAUAUGGCCAACUUAGUGAUCUACCCCCAAUUAAAUGGGAUCUCACAGACAAUCACGACUUAGGAUCCAAGACUUGCCUCAAAUUAGUGCAAGAAAACCAAGAAAUGCGGCACGAGUUUCAGAAGGCCCAAGUGUUGGUGGAGAGAGCCGUUGAUGCAGUGGAUGCAGCAAAUGCCCAGUUGGCAUUAGGGGGAAUGUAUGUGUCUAAAGCUCAGACACAGCUCUUAGCACGGGAAGAAGCAGAGAAGUCGAAGGAGGAUGGUGGAUGCAUUAAAGGGACAUUUGGCCAAGUUGUGACACAUGACGGUUUCUUGAGGGACCAAGCAGAGCGCGCUCAGAGAAAAUUAAAUGAGCAAGAGUUGGAACGAUGGAAGGAAGAGGCUAAGGAGCGGUGGAAAGUGUUCAACAACUCACAGAAGGCAGAAAUAACGAGCUGGCGUGAAGAAAAAGCGCACUUGGCUGCACUCAAACAAAAAGCACCACCAAAGCCACUGGAGGACAAUCAGUGGAAGCGGGCAAUGUCAUAUCCGUGCAUACCUGACCCCGACCCGACUUCCGGACCUCCACCCUCUUCACCUCCGGAGUCAUACCUUACCGCUGCCGUUCCGAUACUCACCUCCGGUCCUGGCAACACACCUCCUCUCACCCCCCACGCCGCCUCUGCUCCUCCUUCCCUCUCCUCCCCUAUCUCCGUCCACUCCGAUACUCACCUCGGACCGAACGCCGCCCCUCUCGCCACCCUCCUACUACUCCUCCUCCUCCUACUCCGCUCCUCCUCCGCCACCCUUCCGCCAAGUUAUGACCUUCCACCGCUGUCCCGUACUUCGCACUCGGACACCGCUCGUACCUUUGCUCCGAGCCUCCGUCAUAGUCCCUACCUCGGACUUUGA